Paramecium octaurelia is the source of this 762-nucleotide messenger RNA. The record is from the annotation of a GenBank genome assembly. Lineage: Eukaryota; Ciliophora; Oligohymenophorea; Peniculida; Parameciidae.
AUGAAAUAAUUAUCGCAAUCAGAAAGAAAGCACAAACCAAAAUAAAAAAGUGAGCCUUCUCUCUUACCAAAUAUCGAUAUUCUUAAGGAGAAUGUUAAAUCGAGUUUUGCACUGGGACAUUUACGAGGCCUCUUGAAAUACAAUAAAGUUAAAGAUGUGCCAAAAACAGAAAUCUAAGUGAAACGAGAUCAGACAUUUGGAGUGGCCAAUAAGCAAUCCAAGAAUAAAAGAUUAACCUUUCUUAAAUUCGGUUUCAGAACACAUGAAAAGAAGAAUAAUUACUAUUUAUAACCUUUAAUCAAAAAAGUGAGAGAUGUUUUUGGAGAUGCUGCAAUUGAUGGAUCAAUGGGAGUAGUAGAUUUAUGGAGUGAUCGCAAUGUCAACCGUUUAAUGGAUGCCAUCUAAAUGACUAGAGACAAUUUAAUUGUACGUAAACUAGGCAAAGAAUUAAAUGAGGCUGAUCAUUUCAUUCUUAAUCGUAAUGAAGAAAAGAAAAUUAGAGAUAGAGUAUUUAUGGAAUCACUCAAAUUACAAUUCUAAGAAACUGAUACUUUCUCAUUAAAAUUUCUAUUGUCUGAAAAAGACAAAAAAAUUGUACAAAGAGUCGCAUAACCUACUAUCUCGAGUAAUCUGAGACACACUAAUCCUAAUCUAAAUAUAUAGAGCAUUGUCGAAAAUAUAGAUUAACUACAUCAAGAGAACUUGGAGAUAUACACAAAUCUAUACAAAGAAAUAAAAUAAAUUCAAAAAAAUAUUAAGUGA